This is a messenger RNA of Trichoderma citrinoviride, 897 nucleotides long. RefSeq names its product carbohydrate-binding module family 50 protein. Bases 1 to 897 code for a protein of 298 amino acids. The record is from RefSeq and is a predicted model, not a curated record. The transcript has a single exon. Lineage: Eukaryota; Fungi; Ascomycota; Sordariomycetes; Hypocreales; Hypocreaceae.
AUGUUAGCCGCGGCGGUAUGCUUAUAUAUUCUCGUCAAGUCAGGCGAUUCGUGCGCCGGUCUGGCCUCCAGAUGUGGCAUCUCGGGAGCAAACUUGACCAAGUAUAACCCAAGCUCUACGCUUUGCUCGACCCUCAAAGUGGGAGAACCGGUAUGCUGUUCAUCUGGCUCUCUGUCUAACCUCACUCCUCGGAAGAACACAGAUGGCACCUGCGCCAGCUAUACGGUCAAGAGCGGAGAUCACUGUGCUCUCAUUGCCCAGAACAACUACAUUACCGCUGACAACAUUGAGAUGUGGGCUGGCUUGACGCCCACGACGACUUCUGCUGGCCCGACCCUAACUGCCUCCUGGACCAUUGUCAUCUACAGCGAGCCCGACUGUGCCGGCGACUAUUAUUCUGUCGAGGGCUACAACCUUGACUCUCCCGACGAUGAGUGCCUCGUCCUCCGUGGCGGCGGCAUCCCCACGACGUCCGAUACGGGUACAACGUGUCGGUGGUUUACCAAUGGAGGCUUCGACUGGGAUGAUUGCAGCACCAGUACCCUGACACAGCCCCUUUCUUGGAGCGUCUUGGGCGGCGUCUGCACCGCGUACGACACGGACACUUGCACAGACGACGGCAACGCGGACGCAUAUGACCCUGCCCAGGGCUGCCACAACCACAGUGCUUCCAAUCUCGACACCAAGACGUGGGUUUCUCUGCAGUGCGGCGCCCAGCCUGCCAUUGGCGAUGGCGAAUUGUUCAAGAAACCCCUGCAGAUAGUCAACUCCCCCAUUGUUGUCAAUGGCAAGGGAUCAAAGGGCAAUUAUACUUCGGUGAUGACCAAGCCGAUAGACCCUACGCUGCACAAAGCCUAUCGAUUUCACCCGAAACCAACCCCUACAGGCCGUCCAUGA